ACAAUAGACGGGUUUAGACGAAAAUUGACGGGUUUUAAACUAACUUGUCACGUGAUAAUAAAAUUCGGACAAAAUGGCGACUCUUGAUGUCAGAUUGAAAAAAGUUAACAAAAUUUACAAAGAAGGGGAUGUUGUGGCAGGAGUUGUUGUUGUACAGAGUAAAGGGGAGCUGCCACACCAGGGAGUCACACUCACCAUGGAAGGUUCUGUCAAUCUACAGCUGAGUGCCAAAAGUGUUGGUGUAUUUGAGGCCUUCUACAAUUCAUUGAAACCCAUACAGUUACUGUAUUAUCCUCUGGAAGUUGCAAAACCUGGGAAAUUUCCAAAUGGUAAAACAGAGAUUCCAUUUGAGGUGCCGUUAAAGCCCAAACCAAACAAGACGCUUUAUGAGACAUAUCAUGGGGUAUUUGUGAAUAUACAGUACCAGAUAAAAGUAGAUAUGAAAAGGUCCUUACUGAACAAAGAUUUGAGUAAACAGUGUGAAUUUAUUGUGGAGUACAAGGACACAGAAGAAAAGGCAAAGCAAAAACCAGUCAAUUUCACAAUCACACCAGAAACUUUAACAAAUAUCAAAGAGAAAGAAAGAGUGCCAAAGUUCAAAGCAAGAGGAAAAUUAGAUUCUUCCUUGUUGUGUAUAUCCAAACCUUUGACUGGAGAGAUUAUUAUAGAAUCCUGUGAAACUGGAAUAAAGUCAAUAGAGAUACAGCUGGUACGGGUAGAAACCUGCGGCUGUGCCGAAGGAUUUGCAAAGGAUGCAACGGAGAUCCAGAACAUACAGAUUGCUGAUGGAGAUGUAAUGAGAGGUAUCGCCAUUCCAAUAUUCAUGAUCUUCCCUCGUCUCUUCACGUGUCCCACAUUAACAACAAAUAACUUCAAAGUUGAAUUUGAGGUGAACAUUGUCAUUAUAUUCCAAGAUGAUCAUCUUGUCACAGAGAACUUUCCAAUCAAACUCACAAGAUUUUGAGAACAUGUUCAACAAUGGUGCCACAAACAACUUUCCAAUCAAACUUACUGGCUUUAAAGAAUAUUUUCAGAAAAUGUGUCACUUAAAAAAACCUUUUGAUCAUACUCAACAUAGGCAGAAAUGUUGCUUCCCUUAGCAGACAAAUACACAAGGUGUUGGGAACAUUUGUGCAGCAUUGUUGUUCCUGAAUUUAUAAUGUUCACCAUGUUUUAGGAAUAACUUUGUUUAGAAUUAUUAUACCUGAAACUGAGACUGAGUUUUUGGAACAUUACUUUGUGCAGAAUUAUUGUACCUGAAACUCCGUUUCGGGAACAUUACUUUAUGCAGAAUUAUUGUUCCUGAAACUGAGUUUUGGGAAUAUUACUUUUUGCAGAAUUAUUUUACUGGAAACUGAGUUUUUGGAACAUUACUUUAUACAGAAUUAUUGUUCCUGAAACUGAGUUUUAUUUAACAAAUAAUCAAGGCCUUCGAGUGGUUUAUCGUCUUAUUCACCACGGUUCAGAGUUCAGAUGCAUAGGAAUUGAACCACGAGGGCGUUAGGAAUAACUUUGUUUAGAAUUAUUAUACCUGAAACUGAGACUGGGUUUUUUGGAACAUUACUUUAUGCAGAACUAUUGUUCUUGAAACUGAGUUUUGGGAACAUAACUUUGUGCAGAAUUAAUGUACCUGAAACUGAGUUUUGGGAACAUGACUUUGUGCAGAGUUAUUGUACCUGAAACUGAGUUUUGGGAACAUGACUUUGUGCAGAGUUAUUGUACCUGAACCUGAGUUUUGGGAACAUGACUUUGUGCAGAAUUAAUGUACCUGAAACUGAGUUUUGGGAACAUGACUUG
Mercenaria mercenaria is the source of this 1797-nucleotide messenger RNA. Its product is annotated as vacuolar protein sorting-associated protein 26C-like. The record is from RefSeq and is a predicted model, not a curated record. The transcript has 9 exons. Gene Ontology annotation, cellular component: endosome. Bases 74 to 964 code for a protein of 296 amino acids. Gene Ontology annotation, biological process: intracellular protein transport. Lineage: Eukaryota; Metazoa; Mollusca; Bivalvia; Venerida; Veneridae.